AGAAAUUGUGAAUAGUAGUACCGGUAUACCACACUGUUCCCGUCACUGCUUGUUGUCUCAAUCUUGAAUUGAUUUGCUUUAACUGUUUGAUCCAAGUCACCAUGAUUUUAAUCAAGUAUGAUUGUAUACUUCCCUUGAUUGCAAUAGUAUGUUUCUGUCUGUCGACUACGCUUGCAGCUAAGAAGAAAAAGACUAAGGAACUUGAGAUCAUAUCAGAGUACAAACCAGAAGAAUGUACAGUCGUAGCAGAAACUGGAGAUGCUGUCAAAGUGCAUUACACAGGUAAAUUUGAGAAUGGUGCCAUCUUUGACUCAUCGAGGCAAGAUAACCGAGAUCCGAUUGAUUUCAAGCUUGGUGGCAAGAUGGUGAUCCAGGGUUGGGAGAUGGGAAUCGUUGGCAUGUGUGUCGGGGAGAAGCGAAAGCUCAUCAUUCCUCCUCAUCUAGGUUAUGGGAAGAGAGGGAGCGGACCUAUUCCACCCGAUUCAACACUCGUCUUUGACACGGAGCUCGUGGAUUUACAGAAACCUGAAAAUUCUUUUUCCAGUCGUGUAAUGAAGCUGGUUCGAUUCAUCGUCCCUCCCUCGAUAGUCGUCUUACUCAUCUAUUACAUGUGGGAGAAAAGUGCCAAAAACCCGUCAGGGAAAUUAAAAGGUGACAGACGGGGAAAAAAGAAGAGAUAAUGUCUAGCUGCUCCUAGACCCUGCAUAUUUGAAUAAUACAUGUACACUCAGUGGACUAUUAUUAUGCAACUUGAAGUCGGGGAAAACUCCCUGCCAUUAAAGCGGGGUUGGCAGUUUCCUAGGAAAUUUAGGUUUAUCCUGCCCAGCUGGGAAAUACUGGGGAAGAAACUUGUAAAUGCUGGUAAGUACUUAAGAUGUACUUGGGGAUACAGGGAAAGGCUAGAAUAUGCUUGAGAAACACCUUGGCAAUACUUGAGAAUAUUCAAGAAGUAUAUUUCAUACUAUUUUCCUGCAUUUCCAGCUAUUUUCCUAAAAAUUAUUCGAGAUGGUAUUUACCAAUAUUUCCCACCAGUAUUUCCCAUUUCGGCCAACCCCGCAUUGAAUAGGACAAAGAUGUGCUUUGUGUGGGUCCAUUGAUCCGUUUUGAUAAAUGCAAUCAUAUACCAAAGUAAAUGAAAAAACUGUCUUGCCCAAUUUCACAAGAGAGGGUGUCUGUGGUGUUAAGUCAUCCUGUCUCAGUGCCCGCCUGUCUAAAGUGAAAAAUCUGUCUUUAUUGGCCAUUACUGUUGUCUCCCAUUUGAAACAAAUAUGUGUUAUAGUAGACAGCUGGCAGUCGUCUGUUUCGAGGAGUUUUUAACAUUUAAUUUUCUUUAAUUUCUCAUACACAGACGGCUCACGAUCGUGCAGCC
Lytechinus variegatus (green sea urchin) is the source of this 1369-nucleotide messenger RNA. Its product is annotated as FK506-binding protein 2-like. The coding region runs from base 102 to 680 and encodes 192 amino acids. Lineage: Eukaryota; Metazoa; Echinodermata; Echinoidea; Temnopleuroida; Toxopneustidae. The record is from RefSeq and is a predicted model, not a curated record. Gene Ontology annotation, biological process: protein peptidyl-prolyl isomerization. Gene Ontology annotation, molecular function: peptidyl-prolyl cis-trans isomerase activity. The transcript has 5 exons.